Messenger RNA from Archocentrus centrarchus (flier cichlid), 3214 nucleotides. Its product is annotated as phosphoinositide 3-kinase regulatory subunit 5-like. The record is from RefSeq and is a predicted model, not a curated record. Bases 190 to 2787 code for a protein of 865 amino acids. Gene Ontology annotation, molecular function: 1-phosphatidylinositol-3-kinase regulator activity. Gene Ontology annotation, cellular component: phosphatidylinositol 3-kinase complex, class IB. Gene Ontology annotation, biological process: positive regulation of MAP kinase activity; G protein-coupled receptor signaling pathway. The transcript has 17 exons. NCBI's taxonomy places the organism in Eukaryota, Metazoa, Chordata, Actinopteri, Cichliformes, Cichlidae.
UUGGACACUUGCUGUCUGCCUGUGAGAGCAGGUCUUACUCUGGAAAGGAAAAACAAUGAUUAUAAAGUGUGGACAACAUCAGUAGCAGGAACAGGAGCGACUGAAGAGACAAGAAAGCAUCAAAGGGUAUAAUUCUUGCUUUUAUUUUUGGAGAUUCCUGUUGGCCUAACUUCUGUUAUUUGUCUGUGGAUGCCUCGGCAGAAGAUGAUAGAGACGCUGGAUCAGAGCUCGUGCACUGAGGAUCGGAUCCAUCAUGUCCUCGAGCGCUGCCUCAGUGACCUGGGGAUCGACACUCCCGACACACAACUCUGGAAAGCUGGACUGUGCUUAAACCGCUGGUGUUUGGAGGAACUUGUAAAGAGAGAUCCACACAACUUCCUCAUCCUCCUACAGAAAAUACUGAGGAAAACAAAUGAGGUGCUGGAUGAGUGUCAGUAUGAACUGGUGGUGCCGCUCACUCUUCUGUUCUCCUCCACCCUCCUGAAAGCUCCUUAUGUGCCAACAGACUGCGGCGUGCUGCAGGAGGCCUACCUGUUGUUCCAUAGUUUCUUGGCCUGGCCCGAGCCGUGCAGUUCUGCCGCUAAACGUCUGCUAAAUAUCAUCCAGCAGGAGCUCCGAGCACCAGGUAUUUCAUUUCAAAGACUGGUGAGGACAGAGCAGGGUAUUUCACAUGGGAUUCACUGCUCUAAAACCAUAACGGUGCUGUUGGUGAGCCCAGAUGAUGACGUUCCUCCAGAGGUCGAGUCUGUCUCUGAGCAGCUGAGUGCUUUCCACCAUUCCAGCAGAGACGUCACCAUCACUCUGAUCCUGCACAGCUUUCAGGCAGCUCUGGGUACCAAACAUGACCUGCAGGAACUCUGCAAAGCCCUGCAGAGUAAGCAGUCUGAAGAGCUGGAGCAGAUCCUGAAGGCACUGACUGAAAGUAUGGAGAUGGCAGCCUCUGCAGCAGAUCUUAAAUCAGCUAGAGAGGGUCUCCUCCAAAGCAUGGAGAGGCUCCGUGAAAGUCUUGCUGUGCCUGCUCCUGCUGAUGACUGCACAGACACUGGGGCUGCUGAGAUUUUCAUGUUGCCCUUCCCGAAAUGCCACAAAUGCCUCUGGGAAAAUGAAAACUUUGAUGUUCUGAAACACAUCCUUGGAGCUGAUUAUGGCAUGGAUUCAACAGAUUGUUUCCAUAAAACUGGACUGGACGAUGAUGAAAAUAACGACACUAGCCUGGAUGAGGAAGACGAACUGGAAGGAAACAAAGAGGAUCACGAGUUUCAAAGCCAUCGCAUCUCCACUGCAUCCUCGUCCUCCAGGGACUCCGGCUACUCUCUCUCCUCCAGCUGGUCGGUGCCAUCUGGUUCAUCAGGUGUGGAAUCAGGUGAGGAGACAACGCAGGAGGACAUAGAGGAAGGACAAGGCAGCCAGCCAAAACCUAGAAAGAAACCCAAGAAGAAGUCCAGAUCCCUCCUCGGCUUCUCGUUGCUUUUCAAGACCCCUCGCAGUCCUAAGGUUUGCCGCCGUGUCCAGAGCAUGGCCUACCACAGCGAAAUCAGCAAAGACUUUCAAAAAACUAGAUCACAGCUCAAACAGGCUCAUCCUCUCCAUGCGUCCCCUGCUCCCUUAGAUCCUCUUUCCCCACAGAAGCAUUUGUGCAUCCGCAGGAGGCCGAUCCUGAGCUGCAGUGAGGAGGAUCUGGUAGAAGUGCCUACCCUUGUCAAAGUGGUGGUGUUUGGAGGUGACAGAGAGGCUGGGAGGCUGGCCAGAGCCUACAGUGACCUGCAGCAGAAAGAGAGUAAAUGUCCCCAACUGACCAAGAUGUGCAAACUGCAGUUUUACUUUGUUCCCACCAAAAGGAGAGCUGGAAGUCCAGGAGGAGGGCACACACCAACUGAAGAACGGAUAGCAGUUUUAACCAAAACCGCUACCUCUGUGGAUUCAAAUGGCCCUGUACUGGAUGACAGUACAACUGAUAUAGCCCUCAUGAUGGGUAUAAUGGAUCCCUGGUAUGAACGAAAUGUCCUCAGCCUGCUCAGCUUGUCCUCUGACGUGCUCUGUCAGGCAGCCUCUAAGGAUGACGCCGUCUCACACAGCAACGGCAGCGUGGAGCAGCUUCCCCUGCUGGCUGACUUGGUGCUUUAUUACUGCAGACAUGCAGACCAGCCUGUUCUGGUGCAGCUUUACCAGGUUGAGCUCACCCUGGUUGGAGGAGAGAGGAGAAGGGAAGUGUUUAUUCAGUCUCUGGAGCUCGGACACACCGCUGGAAUCAGAGCUGUGAAGGCCAUGGGUGCUGCCAGCAAAAGGUUCGGAAUUGAUGAAGAGCGAGAGGCUGUCCCUUUAACGCUGAGCGCUGCAUACAACAAGGUGGCAAUUAGUGGGAGGAGCCAGUGUAUCCAGACAGAAAUAGUCUGCACAUCGAUUAAUCUCCACAAACAGUGCAGGACACCCCAGGAGCUCGAUUCAACGGACAGUCUGCAGAUGACGAUGACAGAAGUCCUGAAGAGGCAGUGCUCCAAGUCCAAAAAGGGCUACAAGCAGCACAUUUCAGUAUCAGAAGCGAAGGUGGACAAGCUGCAAGUGGAAUGCAGAGAUGCUGGGACAACUUUUGCUGUGUGUCUGGAUCAGGAUGAAAAGAAGUUUAUCCAAAGUGUCACCAGGUGUGAGGUGUCUCUGUGCUGCAAAGCAGGAAGCGGCUUGGACUGGAGGACCUACAAGCCACUGCUAGGCCAAGUUCAGCCUCUGCACCCGUCCUACUGCUCCAUGCUCUGCCUCCCCAUCACCUCAUUCUCUGCCUCAUAUCCGUGAUGCACUCGAUGCAACGCUAAAAAAGAAAAAAAUAGUGGAAGUCAUUAUAAUGCUGGAAUGUUUAAACCAAAAGAAUCAGGACACGGACGCUGCACAGCUGGAGAAAAUAAACAGACUAAAACAGUGACAUUUUUUUCAGGUGUGCCGUCUAAUUUAGGUUAAGGUGUGCCACACUGUUUAGUGAGGAAGUGUACGCGUGCUUUUUGACUGACACAAGAACACUCACUGUGUUUGAAGGAAUGUGGGUGUACCUGUUGGCUUGUUGGGGGUUUCACAGGUUCUUCUCUCAAUAAAAUAUGUAAGUUAUCUGCUGUCAGUAAUUUAAAACUGAUUACUUGAGUACUACUGUGUACAUUUUUGAUCCAUGACAGUCAAUAAUAAUGUGUAAUAAAGUAAGCUAUUUAUUUUGAUGGGUUUUUUUUAUAUC